Molecule: messenger RNA, 7471 nt
Organism: Passer montanus (Eurasian tree sparrow)
Lineage: Eukaryota; Metazoa; Chordata; Aves; Passeriformes; Passeridae
Gene: AGTPBP1
Product: ATP/GTP binding carboxypeptidase 1
Exons: 27
Coding region: 461-4147 (1228 amino acids)
Biological process (GO): C-terminal protein deglutamylation; protein side chain deglutamylation; proteolysis
Molecular function (GO): zinc ion binding; metallocarboxypeptidase activity
Source: RefSeq, a predicted model, not a curated record
GCACGGGGUGGAGCCGCCGGUGGCACGGAGCCCCGCGCCGGGCGCGGGACGAUCUCGUCCCCGCGCUCCGUGCGGUGCGCAGCCGGCCCGUGCCGGGCGGCCCUGCACCAGCCAGGGCUGCCGUGAGCCCUGGCCCUGCGGGCCCCCAACGCUGCCGCUCUGUCCCCGCUGCCCCUCCGGCGGGACAACCCAGCAUGGGCAUUGGGUGGAAAAUACUGUUGGGAUAACAUUUGCCUCAUGUGGCGUGGACUUGGCCUGCCCAACGUCUGUUUGACUUAACGUUCCGUGGGAUUUCAAGAUACUGUACACCAGAAGGGUGCUUGGACAAAGCGAAGACACCUGUUAACUUGAGUCAAGCUGAAAUUCUUGUGAAAAGUUAAGCAUUUUCUUCCUGGCUGCUGGGAAAAUAUUCUGCUUUCAGGUUGUCAGAGAUGGUGAUUUGAAGAAUCAUAUUUCCGAUAUGAGCAAAACAAAAGCAUCAUCUGAAAAAAGUGUUUCUGCCAGUUCUCGGACUAUAUCCCUGCUGUCGCAGCUGGAGAAGAUAAAUUUGGACUCUGUAUUAGGAGAAUCAGACAAUGCCAGAUAUGUUACCUCAAGGAUUCUUCAUCUGGUCCAGAGUCAAGAAAAAACCAGAAAGGAGAUGACUUCUAAGGGCUCCACUGGAAUAGAAGUUAUCCUGUCAACCCUAGAGAAUACAAGAGAUCCUCAAACUAUUCUAAAUAUAUUGAAUAUUCUCAUUGAGAUAGUCUCAGUUGGUGGUGGUCGGAGAGCAAGUGUCUUAGUCACCAAAGGAGGGACACAGAUCUUGUUACAGCUGCUUUUGACUGCCAGCAAAGACUCUCCACCAAAUGAAGAACUAAUGGUGCUUCUUCAUACUCUUCUUGCGAAAAUUGGCCCAAAAGACAAGAAGAUUGGCAUGAAAGCAAGAAUAAAUGGUGUCCUAAACAUACCAUUGAAUUUAGUGAAGCAUAAUUUGCAGAACCACAGGCUAGUAUUGCCAUGUCUUCAAGUAUUAAGGGUUUAUUCAACCAACUCUGUAAAUGCAGUAUCUCUGGGAAAGAAUGGAGUAGUAGAACUGAUGUUUAAGAUUAUUGGCCCUUUUAGUAAAAGGAACACAAGCCUUAUGAAGGUUGCUUUAGACACACUUGCUGCAUUGCUAAAAUCAAAAACAAAUGCCAGGAGAGCAGUAGACAGAGGAUAUGUGCAGGUGCUUAUAACGAUUUAUGUUGAUUGGCACCAUCACGAUAGUCGACACAGAUACAUGCUGAUACGUAAAGGAGUGUUACAGUGCAUUAAAAGUGUUACAAACAUCAAACUGGGAAGAAAAGCAUUUAUUGAUGCCAAUGGGAUGAAAAUUCUUUACAACACUUCACAGGAGUGCCUUGCAGUAAGAACUCUUGAUCCUCUUGUCAAUACAUCCAGCCUAAUAAUGAGAAAAUGUUUUCCCAAAAAUCGUCUUCCUUUACCAACUAUUAAAAGUGCUUUCCAUUUCCAACUCCCAGUUAUUCCUGCCAGUGGUCCUGUGGCUCAGCUGUACAAUUUGCCUCCCGAUGUGGAUGAUGUGGUGGAUGAAAGUGAUGAUAACGAUGAUGCUGAAACAGAAUCAGAAAUUGAAACUGAAAUUGAUGAUGACAAGGACCAACAUUUUAAGAAUGAUGAUAUUGAGAGUGAUAUUAAUAAACUGAAACCUAGACAGGAAUUGGGAAGACCCAUAGAAGAACUGAAAAUGUAUGAGCGAUUUUUCCCAGAACUUUCAGAAAACUUUCAGGAAUGGGACUUAGUGUCCAAGGAACCAAAGCCUUUUAUACCUGAUGCAAAUUUGAGUGGGCCUAUUGUUGUUCCUACAGCCAGUGAGGAGCACUCUGCUGAAGCAAACCCGUCAACAAAAGGAGUUGCUUUAAAGGAGUGCAGUCCUUUAUUGACAGAGGAAUACAAUAGAAGGCCAGUGCUUCUGGAACUACCAAAGAAAGAUAGCAUGAAAGGCAGUAGUUUACAUCAGCAAAAUGAUCAAAGAAACAUGCUUCCAUCAUGCCAGUAUCUAAGCCAAGAAAUUGUGAAAGGCUUGGACAGAAUCAGUCUCCAGAGCAGUGCAAAAAAUUAUCAAUGUUAUGGUACAGAGUCUGUAGUAAAGAAAGAAAGCAAAGCUAGUGUUGCCACACCUGCUUGCAGUAAACCCUGUGAGCAUGUUUCACCCUGUGGAGGUAGUCUCUUUGAAGGAUCAUCUGUCCAGCUGGGAAAACUCUGCUGCACUGGAGUGGAUUCAGAGGAGGAGGAGGAGGAUUCCAGAUCUAGUUCACCAGGAGAACAUGCCAUGUUUCAAGUUUCUGAUGUAUCACCAGUUCAUGACUGCGAUCUUUAUCUUGAAAUGGUGAAGAACACAAAGUCUAUUCCAGAAUACUCAGAAGUGGCCUAUCCAGAUUAUUUUGGCCAUAUUCCACCCCCAUUUAAGGAACCUAUUCUAGAAAGGCGGUAUGGGGUACAGAGGACAAAAAUCUGUCAAGAUAUUGAAAGGCUGAUUUAUCAAAAUGACAUUAUAGAUAGAGUUGUAUAUGACCUUGAUAAUUUGAGUUGUUCUGUACCAGAGGAGGCAGAUGUUUUGAAGUUUAAUUCCAAAUUUGAAUCUGGAAACCUGCGCAAAGUUAUUCAGAUCAGAAAAAAUGAGUAUGAUCUAAUUCUGAACUCAGAUAUAAAUAGCAAUCAUUACCAUCAGUGGUUCUACUUUGAAGUCAGUGGAAUGAAAACUAGCAUUGGUUACCGGUUUAACAUCAUCAACUGUGAAAAGUCAAACAGUCAGUUCAACUACGGUAUGCAGCCCCUCAUGUAUUCUGUUCAGGAAGCACUACGGUCUCGGCCGUGUUGGACUCGUGUUGGGACAGACAUUUGUUACUACAAGAAUCACUUUUCAAGAAGUUCAAUUGCUGCUGGGGGCCAGAAAGGAAAAUCCUAUUACACAAUUACAUUCACAGUGACUUUCCAACACAAAGAUGAUGUGUGCUACUUUGCAUACCAUUAUCCAUAUACGUACUCAACUUUAAAGAUGCAUCUUAGGAAGCUGGAAUCUAUGCACAACCCUCAACAGAUAUAUUUUCGGCAUGACGUUCUCUGUGAGACCCUGGCUGGCAACAGCUGUCCAUUAGUCACUAUUACAGCCAUGCCAGAGUCCAAUUACUAUGAACAUAUCUGUCAGUUCAGGAAUCGUCCUUAUAUAUUCCUGUCUGCCCGUGUGCAUCCUGGAGAGACUAAUGCAAGCUGGGUUAUGAAGGGAACACUGGAAUACCUUAUGAGCAAUAGUCCAAAUGCGCAGUCUUUACGGGAAUCUUAUAUUUUCAAAAUUAUUCCCAUGCUCAAUCCAGAUGGUGUCAUCAAUGGAAACCACCGUUGCUCUUUAAGUGGAGAAGAUUUAAACAGACAGUGGCAAAAUCCAAAUCCAGAUCUGCAUCCCACUAUUUACCAUGCUAAAGGGUUACUGCAAUAUCUGGCUGCUAUAAAACGUUUGCCUUUGGUCUACUGUGAUUAUCAUGGUCAUUCUCGUAAAAAGAAUGUAUUUAUGUAUGGCUGCAGCAUCAAAGAGACAAUGUGGCAUACAAGUGUUAAUGCUGCCUCUUGUGACCUGAUGGAAGACCCUGCUUACAGGGCACUCCCCAAGAUCCUGAGUCAGACUGCCCCCGCAUUCUGCAUGGGCAGCUGCAGCUUUGUGGUGGAAAAGUCCAAGGAAUCUACAGCCCGAGUUGUUGUCUGGAGAGAGAUAGGAGUACAAAGGAGCUACACAAUGGAAAGCACAUUAUGUGGAUGUGACCAGGGCAAGUAUAAAGGAUUGCAAAUAGGUACAAGAGAACUGGAGGAGAUGGGAGCAAAGUUCUGUGUUGGCUUGCUGCGUUUAAAAAGAAUGUCCUCACCUUUGGAAUACAACCUGCCUUCUAGUCUGUUGGAUAUUGAAAAUGAGCUGAUUGAAUCAAGCUGUAAAGUGACAAGCCCCACUACAUAUGUUUUGGAUGAAGAUGAACCUCGCUUCCUUGAAGAAGUUGAUUACAGUGCAGAGAGUAAUGAUGAAGACAUUGAAUUAGCUGAUAACACAGGUGAUUAUGAGGCAACUAAUCAAGAUGAUGGACUUUCAGACCCAGAUUCAACAAGGAUACUUCUUUCUUGAACCAGCUUUGCUGCCAGUAACAGAAAAUAAAGUAUCCUGAAUUUCCAGUCACAUACUUGCUGUUUUCUACAAAGGGGAUAAGCUUCAGUUAAGACGAAUAACUGGGGCCUGCAUAGCUCAAGGACAGUAAAUAUUUCUGAUAAAUUUGCAUUUGUUUUGUUUAAGGAAUUCUGUGUAUUCUUUAAGCCCUAAAUAGAUAAAUUUAUUUGCCACUUCAUUUUCUACUAAAUAGUACUGCAUGGCAUUUUGUGUCCUUAAACCCUAUCUUCAGAGAAAUGGAUUAUAAUUUUUAGUGUGUUAGAGUACAGAAAAUAAUUUUUUGUGCUACAGUUCUUUGAGUUGCUUCCUGAAAAAUACAUAUGUACAGAUUUUUUAAAUUAAUUUGUGUAUGUCUGUGUAUAUGCGCGUGUGUAUACUGAGGUGAAGAGGUUAUUUUUUGACAUUAUUUCAAUACUUGGUUGUGUUGAAGCAAUGUAGUGCCUGCUCUGAAACACUUCAAUUACUAAAUUAAAAAUAAUAACAUGAUGUAUGAAUUUUUGCACUUGUUUCUUGCUUCUUAUGAUUAUGUGGUUUUGCCACAGUAUUAAGUGAAAAUUCUUACUAAUGUCUGUUCAGAGUUCAGGAAUUUUGCACAGUGACCAAUGCAGCCUGUGCUUAGAAGAACUAGACUCUUGUAUAAAACUCACCCAUGAGAUAGGCAUGAUUUAUUUUGAAGAAGUUUUCUUGUUAAGUGUACUUGUCUACAGGAAGAGGUCAGGUAUGUACACUCUCUGUAUAUUCAGCUACACAGCUGCUCCGUUUUUCUUCUUGAAUAUGCACGUAGUUAAAAAAUGUUCACUUUACCGGAGGCACAUGAACUAUAGACCCAAAUCAACUGCUUUAAGGGGGAUAGUGCAUUUCGGUUUAAACCUUUUUGCCUGAUUGCAACCUAGUGUUAACUCUGCUGUGAUAAGGAGAUUGGACUGUGACUUCCUGAGGUCUAUUCCAGGCUGAAUAAUUAUUCUGUGGUUCUGUAUUCUUCAUGUUUAAAGUCAAGCUGUCAAGUAUGGAAUUUACACUUCUUCAUCUUCUCCUAUCGUCUUCUAAUUCUUAUUGCCUCUUGCCUCUGCUUAAAUAAGAUCUAAUAGAGAAAUGAAGAGAGUUGUAGUUCGUGGUUUACAGAAUUGACAUGUUUUGCAAUGAAAAAUACUUUUCAAAAAUUAUUUUUACCUGAUGUGACCCAGUUGUGGCAUUCAUUUUCUUCUGUAUGAGCAAAGGCUUUAAGAACAUAAGAAUAACAUUUCUAAGUUAUACCAGGUUUUUAACUGAGGACGAUGUUCUGUGUGUUUGUUGUUCCAAAUAAAACUGUAUUUCAGAGGGGAAGAGCAUCUUCAGUAGAGGGAUGAAAAAAUAAUAAAAUUUAUGAGAAUUAACUGUAUCAGUGUUUUUCAGCCAGGAGUUGGAUUUGCACCAGGAUCUGUUCUUUCAAAUUCAGCAUUGUUUGGUAAUGCCUGUCCAUACAAUUGUGAUUCUGAAACUGGGGUAGGGGUUUUGAUGCCUUGUUAUAUGCAACUUUAUUUAUAUAUGUAUUUUUGUUUAAAGGCUUAAAUUUAUAUUAAUAAACAUAUGGAGAGAGGUAGGGAUGGAAAACAUGGAAAAGUUGGAAAUAUUUAGAGUCUUGUUCCUUUUUAAGUUUUUCUUUGCAGUGAAAGUUAUCUUUCCUUGUGUUCUGUGAACUACAUACUGUAAAUAAGAUUUAUUUAUUACCCUGUUGAAGAGGAGCCCUCUGCAGUGAAAGCAGAGGAAUUUGGGAAUGUGUCAAAUGGAAGAAUUAUCCUUGCCCCACAGAAUUUGAAUUAUUUUUCUGUCCAAUGACAGCAGUUCAGAAUGCUCAUAUUGCCCUGUUAGUCUUAGACUAGUUAUCUGCAUAAAUAGAUUUUCAUUAAGGGCUCCUACUUCAGUGGGAGUAGUAUUCAUAAAUAAAAUUAUUAAUAAACAAUUUCACUUAAAUUUCACAGAAUGCAGGAUGCCACAUAUUUGUUAACUGCAUUGUGCAUGUCUUCUUAGGUUUCAUAUGAAUUUGUAUUAGUCUUGGAAAACUAUUUUUAUGCUACUGGCAAGACUAGAAAUAUACUUCCAUUUAGAAGGAAUGGUGUCUUAGUAGUACAAAAUUGUCUUUUUCUCCAGAGUUCUCCAGAGUAUGUAUGUAUAUUAGUUCUUCUCAUGACUCCUAGAGCUUUUAAUCUGUGCAAAAAAAGAGUUAUAUAAUGUCUCAGGACAACAUGUUUAUACAUUAGAUUGCAAUGUAGUUAUGCAUUAGAUGUCACUUAGGUGUUAGAUGUCACUCUGGCAGCUGUUGGUCUGAGCUUUUGCAAGUGUAAUUCAAAUGCAAGAAGUGAAAUUUUCUCCCUAUCUUACACAUUGUUGAAAAUGCAAAGGUUGUUACCUCAGACAUUUUCCAGUACUUGCCUUUUGAAAGGUAAAGUCUCCAUUCGUGCUCAUGGGGAUGCCAGUUCAUGGGAAGAACUGCUGCAGUGAGAACUGCUCCAUACUGUUUAUCCCUUCUCCAAUACCUGUUGCCAUUGUUGCAGUGGUGUUGACAGACAUGCUGGUGCACCCAUUUAUGUGUUUUGGUGGGAAGUCUGGUGUUUGGCUGAAAAAGGAACAGCUAACACUUGAGCACACUCAAGUGUUACUCUGGCAUUUGCCCUGAAGAAAUGGGCAGAAUCAUAGCAAAGAAUGGCAGCAUCUUGGACUGUCUCGAAUCAGUCAUUGAGCAUGGUCUGUCCCAGACAAUUUGCUGUCUUUAUUCUAUGCAUUGGCAUUUCAAUCUGGCUUUGGUUUUAAAUGAUGGUUUUUGCUAUAAGCGUGACUGAUUCUGUAUGGACAAAGAAGAUAUCCCUAGAUCUUCCUCCAGUAAUAACAACAAAUAAGACUAUAAAAAAUAAUUUCAUCUGUGUUAUUUACUGUCUUGCUUCUAAGUAAUUGCUGGACAAUGAAUUACUCUAUUCCCUUUCCAGAAAUAAUUCAAGUUGCAUCACAAAUUUUGGUACUGUGUUUUCACUGGUGACAUCCCCUAGUGUAAUAUAACUUAAAGCAAUUUGUGCCAAAAUCUUGCCUGGUCGUUUUUCGAGGUGGAUCAGCCUGACUUACCAGGGAGUUUGGUUUGAAUCUCAAGUAAGACUGCAGAAGCAGUAAACAGUGUUCACAAAAUGCAAAAAUACAAGAUUUUAGAUAAUUUCUGUUGUAAUACUGUAAUAAAUAUAAUUGUUGCAGUGUUAGUGUGCAUGCCCCAAAUACCAAUACUUACUAAUAAAAAUGCAUAAUAAAGGAUUACUUACAAUC